UGACGUCAUUCGAUGGCGGAACUUCAUGGGAUGAAUUGCCAUGGUAUCGAGUAAUGGAUUUUAUCCAUUUUAAUCUGAUGAAAUUAAUCACUCAGCGAAAUUAAAUAAACACUAUUUCGGACCACAGUUCUCAAUAUUCUUUUCGAUCUGGUUUUAUUCCUGAAUAUACCCAGAUAAAUACCAUAAAGUCGUAUAUUAGAGGAUCGACAUCCAGCUCGUCAUCCUGGAAGGACUGAAAUGCAAGAAAUAAACCUGAAGGAGCCUCAGUAAAAGGACUUGGUGCUGGCUUUGCUACUGUGGUGUACAUUUAAACCCUGCUUGAUGAGUCUUGCUUAGCUUCAGUUAAAGAUGAGGGGUCAUGCUAAGUGGUCGUGAUGCAGAACAAAACGGCUCUGCAUCAAGUAGACACAGGCCAGAAAACUCCAAGGAGGGAGUUCUGUCAGAUGAAUCCAGGAACUCCUUGGGGAUAAAUAGCAUGCAGCAAUCUACUGAUGGCUCUUCUGAAUUAAGACACGGCCAUCAGUCUGAAAGCAAGAAGAAAAGUAAGCGAAAACAAAGUUCUGAGAGCAAAGAAGAUUUGAAGAAAGCACCUGCUAUUGUUGAGUACUCGGAUGUGAGUUCUGAAGACCUUUCUGCACCUGAAGCAGGAGAGAUUCAAAGUGAAGACGGCUUUAAUUUAAGUGAGGGGGAAGUUAGUCCUCAAUUGCAUCUCUCAAUGCGGCAUCACAGUGAUUCCCAUAGACACAGCAGCAGCAGCAGCAGCAAACAUAGGGAUAGAAAAACAUCAGAUUCAAGAUACUUGUCACCGUCUCCUACGGAGGGCCAUCAUACCCAUCGUAGGUCGUCACCAUCAGGUGUACCCAUAUCCCCAUCAUCUCCAUCUCACAAAAGUUCCCGCCAUAAAGAUUCAUCAGAUUCCAGGCACCGGAAGCACCGAGAUAUCCCAUCUCCUUCCUUUCAAGACAGUGACUCCCCAUCAGACUACCAUAGUUCAAAGAAUGAUUUACAUGCCAUGCGACAGAAAGGAAAAAAGCACAAACGCGAUCGUGACCGCAAACAUGAGAAGAGCUCAAGACAUUCAUCGCCUAGGAAAAGGAGGAAGAAAUCAAAGCAUCAUUCCCGAGAUUCAAGCCAAGCUGCAACAAGUAGGAAUGUUUCUCCCCCUAGUGCUGCUUCUCCAGGUUCUCCUGAUGGCUGGGAGAAAUCAGUAGCUCACAAGCACCACUCUCGAGACUCAAGUCAAACAGCGAUGAGUAGGAAUGUGUCUCCUCCCCCAGGUUCACCACGUUCCCCUCGGUCUCCUCUCGGAUGGGAGAGGCCAAUGCCACAUGAGGAUAGUAGGGCAUCCUACCGAGGUACUCCUCGUACCCCUCCUCUGAAACAUGGUCCCAGCACCUCUCCAGUGUCUCCUCCGUCGCGAGGUGCUGGCAGUGACAUGGACAUAGUGAGUGAUGAACGUGAUAGCCCUUCUUACUCCACAGCUAACCAACGCAGAAGGGUUAGUACAUCUGCUGCAUCUCCCCAUACUUCCCCCCCACCUUCCAAAGGAUAUGACUCGCAGUUACCUCGUGAUGUGGGAGGAAGACAAACUCCUCCUAGUCCUGGAGUGAAUCGACGCCCUGUGUCUCCAAACUACAAUCGUCGAUCAAGAAGCCCUGAUGGGAGAAUCCGUGAUGGAAGAACACCAAGCCCUUCAAGAAUAGCUCGUCUUCCUUCAGAUAAUAAUCUAGUUUCUAAUAGUCAAUCAAUGCGGGUAGAUGAAUGGAGAAGUCCACCCCUUAUUUCUUCCCCCUCUGUGUCAAAGAGCCGUUCCAGACGGUCUGCCAGUCCUCCAAGAAAAUCGAGGAGAGGAGAAAAGCGAGACAGGGAUACUAUGGAACAAAUAAUUGUUCAUAGGAUAAAUGACAGUCGACCUCGAGAGGGAUCUGACCGCUUAGACAGAGAAAGAGAUCGUUUAGAUGAUGACGCCUAUGAUAGGGACUCAAAACGGGAUAGGGAUAGGGAACCAGCAUAUCUGGAUAGAGAUAGGUAUGACAGAAUAGGUAGAGAUAGACAGGACAGGUAUGAGAGAUCUGACCGCACUGAGAGGAAAUCUCAUCGAAGGGAUAGGGACAGGACGAAGUCACACAAACGUUCAAGGCGUUCAAGAAGUCGUUCACGAUCCCCACCUCCUCCAAGAACGAGAAGGUCUAGUCGUUCGCCUCUAUCACGGUCAAGAAGUAGAAGUCCUCAAAGGUGGAAAACAUCUAGAAGUCGCUCUCCAGUUGGCUUGUCUCGGUCGAGACAUUGGAGUGGCUCUCCCAAUCGUUCUAGAAGAUCUUCAAGCAGGGGACAUAAAACGUCUACUAAAAGAAGGUCAAGAACAAGAAGUCCCCUCCGAAGCCGGCGGUCUCGUACCCGCUCACCUCCAAGUAGAGGCCGCAUCACUUCUAGGAGCCCUGUAAGAAGUCCUCGCACUCCAAGAAGCCCAUCCUCUGCGGCCGCCCGACGUCUUCAAGCUGAGUCCAAGAUUGGCGACACUAGUCUUGUAGCAGAAAUGAUGAAACGCCGUCAAACUCGUGAAACUGCUUUAAAGACUUUGGAAGCUCUUGGGAAGAAGAAAAAGGCCAAUGAGGAUGAUGGUGAUGUUACAAUCAUUGAACCUGAUGGUGAUUCGCAGUCCUCUAAGAAUGGUUUAGAGUCUAUUCAUCCAGAUUAUGUCUCUAAAACCAGUGAUGUUAAUCUUAUACCAGUACCUGUCUGUGAUGCAAAUCAACUCCCUGGAAUGAAUUAUAAUCAUAUGAUGGAUGUGGUGCCUCCACCAGCUCCCCCUCCAGGGCUAUGGUAUUCUCAUGGACCUCCACCAAUGUUGGGCAUGAUGCAACCCCAUACAUUCCAAAUGCCCCCUGGAAUUCCUCCCCCUCUUGGAAUGAUAUCAGUCACUCAGCCUCCUCCACCACCCCAGAUGCCAUCCAAACCGCCAACCCAUCUACCACCACUACAGGCACCACCAUUACCCAAUUUAUCAACCCCACCCCCGCCUGUGAGAUCAAUGCCAUCUAUGUCGAUACCCCCACCCUUAUUACCUUCUCUACCUAAUGGAGAUGAUAGAGAACUGAAACCAUUUGAUGGGUUUGAUAAGAAAAGUCAAAUCAGGUCAGACACACCAGUGCGUUCCAAGCCCAAAAACCUCACAAAAUUACCUAUGCCUCCAGGGCUUAAUCAGAGUGAUUUUGAAACCAUUGAUUCCCCACCUAGCAGAACCCCAAGUCCUGAGCCUAAGCCUAAAACUCCACCUAAAAAGAGCAUCAAAGAUCUGCCUCUUCCUCCUGUUGUUGGUGGAUCAGAGGAUUUCAGUGCUGAUGAAGAUGGUCCUCAGACUCCUCCUCCACCAACUAGCAUGUCCAAACUUAAUGUAGGAAAACCUGCUAAAGGAAAGUUAAAAAGACCCAAAAUUGUUAACAAACAUCGGCCAUCCAGGAACAGUAUGAUGCCAGCCACUGGUGGAAAAGACUGGGGUGAACGCUGUGUUGAUAUGUUUGAUGUUAUCACACAGAUUGGGGAGGGUACUUAUGGACAGGUGUACAAAGCUAAAGACAAGAGAACAAAAGAGAUGGUUGCAUUGAAAAAGGUUCGCUUAGAAAAUGAAAAGGAAGGUUUCCCAAUAACAGCUGUCCGAGAAAUCAAAAUUUUACGUCAGCUAAACCACAAAAAUAUUGUGAAUUUGAGAGAAAUUGUUACUGACAAACAAGAUGCUCUAGAUUUCCGCAAGGACAAAGGGUCUUUCUAUCUUGUAUUUGAGUACAUGGACCAUGACCUAAUGGGGUUACUAGAAUCUGGCUUUGUAGACUUUAAGGCUGUUCAUAAUGCUUCUAUUAUGAAGCAGUUGUUGGAUGGAUUAAACUAUUGCCACAAGAAGAAUUUUCUUCACAGAGAUAUUAAAUGUAGCAACAUACUUAUGAACAAUAAAGGUGAAGUGAAACUGGCGGACUUUGGUUUGGCUCGCCUUUACAAUGCAGAAAAUAGAGAGCGACCGUACACAAAUAAGGUUAUUACUUUGUGGUACCGUCCUCCAGAAUUACUGUUGGGUGAAGAAAGAUAUGGGCCAGCUAUCGAUGUUUGGAGCUGUGGUUGCAUUCUGGGUGAACUUUUUAACACUAAACCCCUAUUCAUGGCUAAUACAGAGCUGAAUCAACUAGAGAAGAUAUCUUCAUUGUGUGGCACACCCACCCCUGCUGUGUGGCCUAAUGUGAUAAAGCUUCCCCUUUGGCACACAGUAAAACCUAAGAAAACCUAUAGAAGACGUUUAAGAGAAGAAUUUGAAAAAUUAAUGCCAACCCCUGCCUUAGAUUUACUAGACCGCAUGCUAGAACUAGACCCUGAUAGGAGAAUCACAGCAGAGGAGGCGCUUAAAUCAGCUUGGUUGAUAAAAGUCCAACCAGAAAAAAUGUUACCACCUGACCUGCCUGUGACACAGGAUUGUCAUGAAAUGUGGAGCAAGAAAAGACGAAAGCAAAUCCGUGAGCAGCAAGAUUGUGGUCCACAUCUUCCUCAAGGAAAACCUCAAACUUCCAAAGAUAAACCAAUUAAAGCACCAUUUGAUGACAGCUUAGAGCAGGGCGGAUCAAGUAAUUCUUCCCCAUCAAAACGAGCGCCCUAUGACAGUUCUUCAAGGACACUGAAAAUGGAGGCUGGUUUUACUUAUCAUGCAUCAAGCAGUGAAUAUAAUCAGCAAUCACUUACUGCCGCUAUCGCCGCUGCCACUGGCAUGUCAUCUCCGGCACCUCGUCGACCAAACCGUCUGGGACCCCGUAAUCCUCAACCAUCAUCAUACUCACCUCCUUUACCAGAUGAAAAUAUUCUUCCUGAUGUUUCACUUUACAAACAACUCUCAAUCAUUGCGGACUAUGUUGUGAGAAAGUUUCCCAUUAGAGUUCAUCAUUUAUUGGCACUUCAUCAGGAGAAUGAGGCUGAUGGUGCAUUGGUUGAAAGACUUCAGUGGGAUCUCAGGCAGGCCUUUGAAACUGCACAUGCAUCCAACCAACUUCCAGCAGUUCCUCAAAAGUUCCCUCGAGUUGAUCCCAAAUUAGUCAUCUUUAACGGCCCUAAUGUGAAUGCAUCAGGUAGGCCUGCCUCAGGGUCAAACACUGGAUUUGAUGCAUAUGCUGUGUAUGCUGGGGACAACGCAGUUAAUCCAACUGUACCCCAAGAGACCAUAGCUAGUGAAGCUGUGCGAUCAACAUUAUCAACGUUGUUAAAUAAGAAUGGUUUUCCUGUGGCUGCUGGAAUGCUGAAGCAUUCACUUUCUCAGCAAUCUAAGGAACCGCAAGAUGCAGGUAUGGAGAAUUACUCAUCUCGGAGGAGCAUAUCCACAGCUUAUGAACAGCACCCCAUUCCUACCUUACAGUCAACUGUAAACAGUAGCAAUGGACAAAAUGUGUUUGAUAAUCAGAACCAUAUUAGCAGCAUGUGGUAAAAUUGCUUUUUACUGUCAAAAUACCCCACGCACAGUUUUUUUUUUUUUUUUUUUUUUUGUACAGUAGCUAAGUUUAUUACCCCCAGUACUGUUACUGUUAAUUAUAAUGCUAGCAUAGGUGCUGUUGUUGUUGUUUUUGUGUGUGUGUGUUUCAAACCAUUAAUUUUAUGUGACCCCUGUAAUUCUCUUUGUGUUUUUUGAACUCUGCCUGCUUUUAACACUCUUCACAUACUAUUUGAUCAUACUUUGAUUUAGAUUCGGUUUUCAAAGUAAUAUGCUAUCUGAAGAAAAUGCAGUGAGAAAUUUUGAUACAUAAUCUACAGUGUAAACCUUCAGCAAUGUUUGCAGCAUGAGCUUUUUGCUUUCAUAUUUUGUGUUCUAUUCUAUCUGAUAUGAAAUGAACUACCCCUGUAAAUAAGUAUUUUUAUUUCAAGAAUUUUCUAUCCUUCCUUGAUUGUGAUAUGUAUUUUGUAUUCAUACAUAGCUUUUUGUACAUCAUUCUCUACUUCACAGAAUUUCUUUCGAAUUGUUAUAUCUAUUUUCCCUAUUUUGGAGGCAUGCCAAGUUAGACGAAUAUUUACUUAUAUUGAAAAACAAAAAUUUAUCUGCAUGCUCAAUUUUUUUGUGAUGUUCUUUGCUUGUUUUUUGGGCUGAUGCUGGAUUUUGAAAUCAAAAUGAACUUUCUUAUAUCCACUUUGUUGUAUGUCCUAGAUUUUUAAUUCAUGAACUGUAGAGCAAUUAUAGUAAAGAGAUACAAAUGCUGUUUUAUUAUUCCAGGAAACAGCUAUGCCAGUGGUGACCAAUUUACUGGUGGACAGUAAAUAUUAACCCAUCUGAGGAUGAUAGAAGUGCAUUCAUCUUCAACUUUUCUUAUUUCAUGUUUUCAGGCAUCGGGGUGAAAAUGUUAUGUUAUGCAACCGCAAAUGCAUUGUUUCUAUCUAUUGUACAUAAAUUUUAGAAACUUGUACCUAUCGACUAUCACUGUAAGUUACUUCUAUUGUAAGUUAUGAAUAAAUAAAGCCAAUCAACUACCCA
Frankliniella occidentalis (western flower thrips) is the source of this 6490-nucleotide messenger RNA. RefSeq names its product cyclin-dependent kinase 12 (gene Cdk12). Gene Ontology annotation, biological process: protein phosphorylation; positive regulation of transcription elongation by RNA polymerase II; transcription elongation by RNA polymerase II. Gene Ontology annotation, cellular component: nucleus; cyclin/CDK positive transcription elongation factor complex. The record is from RefSeq and is a predicted model, not a curated record. Lineage: Eukaryota; Metazoa; Arthropoda; Insecta; Thysanoptera; Thripidae. Bases 359 to 5455 code for a protein of 1698 amino acids. The transcript is spliced from 21 exons. Gene Ontology annotation, molecular function: RNA polymerase II CTD heptapeptide repeat kinase activity; ATP binding; cyclin binding.